Molecule: messenger RNA, 402 nt
Organism: Rangifer tarandus platyrhynchus (Svalbard reindeer)
Lineage: Eukaryota; Metazoa; Chordata; Mammalia; Artiodactyla; Cervidae
Source: the annotation of a GenBank genome assembly
AUGAGAGGUGGCCCGCCGGGCGUGAGCGCGCGCCGCUGCCCCGCAGGCGCUGCCCUUUGGCGGGCUGUGCACACCCUGCCUGCGCGGGCCGGCGCGCGGCUGACUUUUUCCGGAGGGCUAGCCGGGCGAAGCGCGGGGCGUGAGCGCCUCUGCGUUUGUGCGGCGAGGCCGGGCGCCCGUGCGAGCCCCCAGCCUCACGAGGAGACCCAACCCGUGCGGUUCGCGCCCCAAGGCCAGAGGCCUGUCACCGCCGCCUUUGUGGCGGGAGAGAGGGAGCCCGAGCCGAGGGGCUGCGGGAGGCGGCGAGCGCCCCUCGGGAGCGUCUCCUGGAGCCCGCGGGCCGCCGAGGGGGUUCUCCCGGGCUCCGGGUGGGGGGCGGCAGGUAGGGAGGCGCGGAGGUGA